AUGGCGUUCCAGUCCCAGCCCUCAUCGCCAUUCACGCCUUCGUCGGCGCCGUCGUCGGCGGCCUCGUCGCCCUUGCCCUACCCGUCGGCGGCGGGACUGGGCCGCGCCCAACUGGGCGAGGGCGGGCUCACGGGGAGCGGCGAGGUGGUGCUGGGCAUGGAGGCCCUGGCCGUGGGCAGUCAGCCCGAUCGCGGCAUGUCCGAGGAGGAGAAGGAGAAGUUCGUCGUCAACGUCAUGCAGGAGCUACAGAAGCGCCGGAUGGUCAUGGAGGCCAUCGAAUGGUUGCGGGCCAACUACCGGGUGGGGACGAACGGCUUCACGUCGAAGCGGGACGUCUUCAACCACUUCAUGCGGGUGUGCAAGAACAAGGGCGUGGAGCCCAAGAUCUCGCACACGUUCUUCGGCAAGAUCGUCAAACGAGCAAGUACUGAUCAGCAACCGAUCACCAGGGCAUUCCCGAACAUCAAAUACAACCGAAAGGGACCACGCGGAGCCACACAACAUCCAAUCCACUCCUCCCCCGAGGCGCAGCAGAGGAGCAGGAAAGGAAAGAGGACAUCAUCAUCAUCUGGCAUGCCCAUAGAGAUUUCACACGGCAACCAUCCUGAUCACUCUUUCUCUUCCGCGCAUCGCGGUCAUGGACGCGCUCAUUCGCCGCCGCACCCGCAACCCGGCAUGCACAGCUCGCUCGGCUCGUCCUCCUCCUCCCUCUCGACGUCGCCCACCUCGACGGCCUCCUCGCCCUUCACCAUCCCGCCGGGCAUGCAGUUCGCCGCGGCCCCGCCGGGCGCAGGGCAGGCCACGCUCUCGGCGCCCAUCUCGGGCUCGCCCGGGUCGUCCUAUGUCAUCUUCUCGCUGCCACAAGUGGCCGCCCCGUGCCCCUGCUCGCACUCCACUCCCCGGGUCGACCUCGACAUCGACGUCUCCGACCAAGAGCGUGGAGGAGACAGGCUCCUUCUGACGAUCCUCCGGAUAAAGAAGCAGCGAAGCUAUCGGGUGUUCAACUUCUUCAUCUAUCCAGCCACCGGCGCCCUCUUCUCCUUUGCGCUGGCGGCAGUCAUCGUGUACAUUGACGUCGCGUUCUUCCAAAGUGUGUGCCAGCGACCGCUGAAGCUGUGGCUGUUGGUCGCAGCCAUUGCCCUGUUCAUACACGGCUUCGUGUUUUCCUUCCAGCUGCCGUAUGGCAUCUACAAGAUCACCAAGCCACCACGAAACUCGUGGGAGGUGUGGGCCAAGCCGAAAUGGCGAAAGCGGCUGAUGGUCCUGGGCAACAUGAUCGCCUUUGUGGGCUCCUUCUUCUGGAUCGUCUAUUGUUCGUGGGGCGUCCUCUGGCUCUACUCCGACUACAAGUGUCCACCGGAACUGCGGUGGGCGACAGUGGGGCUGGUCUCGUUGCUCGGCUCGGCCAAUGCGUUUGUCAUCCUGCCGUACUUCUGCUGGCUCAAGCGAGGCGUCUUCCCAUGCUUUGCAGCGUGCUUCUUCUGCUGCCGUCGCAGCGACAAUGGGGCAGUGCACGACAGCUACCAGGCCCUCCCAGUGUUCGAAUAG
Molecule: messenger RNA, 1548 nt
Organism: Acanthamoeba castellanii str. Neff
Lineage: Eukaryota; Discosea; Longamoebia; Acanthamoebidae
Exons: 12
Coding region: 1-1548 (515 amino acids)
Biological process (GO): regulation of DNA-templated transcription
Molecular function (GO): DNA binding
Source: RefSeq, a predicted model, not a curated record